This is a messenger RNA of Opisthorchis viverrini, 252 nucleotides long. RefSeq lists its product as hypothetical. The record is from RefSeq and is a predicted model, not a curated record. The transcript has a single exon. Bases 1 to 252 code for a protein of 83 amino acids. Lineage: Eukaryota; Metazoa; Platyhelminthes; Trematoda; Opisthorchiida; Opisthorchiidae.
AUGGGGAAUGUACAAGUCGGGCAUCGGCAUACUCUCAACGCUCAGAGACGAGACGGACAAAUAGAUGGCCACAUUUGUCGUGGUGCACGCACAAAUCGACUGGCCCUUUUCGGGCUGACGAAAGACUUGAAGUCACAAAAGUACGCACGGUUCUUGGCCUCGAUGGAUAUGGAUGAAAUUGCGGGACAGCAGGCGUGGUGGACACAAAUUCUGAAAUUCGCAUUCACGAACUCUCAGUCACAACCACGUUGA